CGCGCAGCUGUUUUCUCCUUCUCAGCAGAGAUUGGACUUUCUCGCCAACCGUCAAGUCACCCAUCGACACAUCUCCGCCCACCGCCAAAAUGACCAAGAUCAACAGCAACUUGCACUCCAGCCGGAGCAAGAGCCGCAAGGCUCACUUCCAGGCUCCCUCCAGUGUGCGCCGGGUCAUCAUGUCCGCGCCUCUGAGCAAAGAACUGCGCGAGAAGCACAACGUGCGCGCCAUCCCAAUCACCAAGGGUGACGAGGUCGUCAUCAAGCGUGGCUCCAACAAGGGUCGCGAGGGCAAGGUCACGUCUGUCUACCGUCUCAAGUAUGUGAUCCACAUCGAGCGUGUGCAGCGUGAGAAGUCCAACGGCCAGUCUGUGCCUCUUGGUAUCGCUCCUAGCAAGGUCGAGAUCACCAAGCUCAAGCUCGACAAGGACCGGGAAAAGAUCAUUGAGCGCAUCGCCGCUGGCCGUGUCGCCAACGAGAAGAAGCGCAAGGCUUAGAUCAUCCAUCAUGAAGGCAUGUUGGACUGAAGGGAAGAACAGAGGCGCAUGGAUGGGAAAGCUCACGAAUUCCACGAUACCAUAAAUGCGACGGCAUGUGUCAUACAGGCUUGGCUUGGGCAAUCUGGUCAGAGGCAUGGCGGAAUUGCGCAUGCAAAGGAAGUCGGAUGCCGACACAAUCGAAAACGCUUCAUACCCAUCGAAAUACUUCUUUCGAUCACCACGCGCCGUGC
Molecule: messenger RNA, 730 nt
Organism: Cercospora beticola
Lineage: Eukaryota; Fungi; Ascomycota; Dothideomycetes; Mycosphaerellales; Mycosphaerellaceae
Gene: RPL26B
Product: 60S ribosomal protein uL24
Biological process (GO): ribosomal large subunit biogenesis; cytoplasmic translation
Cellular component (GO): cytosolic large ribosomal subunit
Molecular function (GO): structural constituent of ribosome; RNA binding
Source: RefSeq, a predicted model, not a curated record